AUGGGCCUCGCAUACAACGUCUACCUGAACGCCAAGAAAAUCUACGGCUGCAAAAACUGCAAAACCCACCUCGCCGACCACGACGAGAUAAUAAGUAGGAAUUUCCGAGGCCAACAUGGCAAAGCCUACCUCUUCAACAGCGUCGUCAAUGUGCAGCAAGGCGAAGCCGGAGAACGCAAUAUGACGACAGGCCGCCACGUCGUGAGAGAUGUGUGGUGUAGACAGUGCAAAGAGAUUGUGGGCUGGAAAUACGAUCGUGCCUAUGAGAGCACGGAGAAGUAUAAGGAAGGGAAAUACAUUCUGGAGCAGGAGUUGCUGUGCUAUGUCAAUUGA
Messenger RNA from Pseudocercospora fijiensis CIRAD86, 333 nucleotides. RefSeq lists its product as uncharacterized. Gene Ontology annotation, cellular component: ubiquitin ligase complex. Lineage: Eukaryota; Fungi; Ascomycota; Dothideomycetes; Mycosphaerellales; Mycosphaerellaceae. The coding region runs from base 1 to 333 and encodes 110 amino acids. The record is from RefSeq and is a predicted model, not a curated record. The transcript is spliced from 2 exons.